AUGACACUCACCGCCCUGCCCGAAUCCCCGUCCGAACUCCGCAGCAUGAUGCGCCAAGGCGACCUGGUCCAGACGACCAGCGGCAUGGCACCCGGCCGUGUGCAGGCGAACCUCGCCAUUCUCCCACGCGACCUCGCCUUCGACUUCCUGCUCUUCUGCCAGCGCAACCCAAGGCCCUGCCCCCUACUCGAAGUCGUAGAGUCAGGCGAAGUCGAGCCGCGCGACUUUGCCCCCGGCGCGGACCUCCGAAGCGACGCUCCUCUCUAUCGUGUUUAUGAGCACGGCGAACUCACAGCAGAAGUCACAGACCUCGGCGAGUUCUGGCGAGACGACCUAGUUUCCUUCCUGCUCGGUUGCAGCUUCUCAUUCGAGACAGCGCUCAUAAAGGCGGGCAUGGAAAUGCGCCACAUGACCUGCGAUACGAUGUACCCAUGUAACAUCCCGUUCCCCGCAGUCCACGGCGCGCCCGUCCACAUCGGCGACCCCUCCGCCAUCGGCAUCAGCGACAUCUACGCCCCCGACUUCGGCGAACCCGUCGAAUUCAAAGACGGCGAAGUCCCCGUCUUCUGGGCAUGUGGCGUAACCCCACAGGCAGUAGCCAUGAGCGCCAAGCCGCCCCUCAUGAUUACCCACGCCCCCGGCCACAUGUUCAUCACCGACAAAAUGGACGAAGACCUCGCCGUAAUCUAG
This is a messenger RNA of Geodia barretti, 690 nucleotides long. The record is from the annotation of a GenBank genome assembly. Lineage: Eukaryota; Metazoa; Porifera; Demospongiae; Tetractinellida; Geodiidae.